Hippocampus comes (tiger tail seahorse) is the source of this 1096-nucleotide messenger RNA. RefSeq names its product mitochondrial ribosomal protein L28 (gene mrpl28). The record is from RefSeq and is a predicted model, not a curated record. Gene Ontology annotation, molecular function: structural constituent of ribosome. The transcript is spliced from 7 exons. Bases 156 to 911 code for a protein of 251 amino acids. Gene Ontology annotation, cellular component: mitochondrial large ribosomal subunit. Lineage: Eukaryota; Metazoa; Chordata; Actinopteri; Syngnathiformes; Syngnathidae.
AUAAUCAUCGUUGUUUUGACGCGACGUCAAGCAAUGCGGAAGUUAGCGAAGCUCCACGAUGUCCUUGUAGCUUGACGUUUUUCUAUCAGGAUGUAAAAUGCCCUUUUAAUUUUACUUGGUUCAUCGUGCCUGAUACUCCAUCAGUAACAUUAAGUAUGCCGCUCUAUAAAUACUCUUCUAAAAUCUGGGAUGCCCUCAAGCUUAAAAGUGGCAUCUACGCCCGGCUUCCCAAGCAUUACCUGAAGUCUCUGGAGCUAAAGGAGCCCACGCCGGUCCACUGGAGGCCCCUGGGGGUCCAGUAUCGUCUCAGUCCCAAAACAGGUCAAAAAGAACGAGUGCAGGACGUCCCGAUCCCCAUCUACUACCCACCAGAGUCGCAGAACGGCCUUUGGGGCGGCGAGGGCUUCGUUUCGGGCUUCAGAUAUGCCCACAAUGAUAAAAUGUCCAAUCGCCUGCCGAAAACGUGGAAGCCACAGCUUUUGAAGAGAGAACUUUACAGCGAGAUCCUGGACCACAAGUUCACCAUCACGGUCACGCCGCGCACCCUGGACCUGAUCGACGCUGCCUUUGGAUUUGAUUUUUACAUCCUAAAAACACCAAAGGAAGAUCUGAACUCCAAACUGGGCAUGGACCUGAAGAGGGCCAUGUUACUCCGCCUGGCUCGCAAAGACACUCAGCUGUAUCCAGACGACGCAGUGACAAGAGACAAGGUGUACAACAAAUACAAGCAGUUUGAGAUCCCCGAGGACGAGGCCGAGUGGGUGGGUCUGACUCUGGAAGAAGCUGUGGAGAAACAGAGACAGCUGGAGCACAAGGAGCCCGAGCCGCAGUUCAAGGUGUGUGCGGAAAAGCUGAUAGAGGAGCUGCACAUCCAAAAACUGUCCGAGCCUCAUCUGACUGAAAACAAAUGAACAAGAACAAGUGAAAUCUUUGUGUGUCAAUGUGUGAGAGACACACAGAAAACAGGAAGCAACCCUGAUUUAUCUCAUUUCCUCUUCUUUGCUUGGCUGGAAGAACACUCAACACUGGCGUAAAUACAGCAGCUGUCCAUUCUCUCAGCUUGGAUAAAAUCUUUUUUAAAAAAAUGUCACUUUUA